UUGCUGAUUAUGAAUGAAAUUAGAAUGGCUGCCUCUGCUAGUGUGUUGCUCUUGUGCCUUUUCUGCCUGGGAUCAGCAGAGGCUGGGAAGUUAUUGGUGAUUCCAGCAUAUGGCAGCCACUGGACAGGCAUGAGGCCUUUGGUGGAAGAGCUUGGCCGUAGAGGAAACCAGGUGGUGGUCGUCAUCCCAGAGGAAAGUCCGAACAUGGGUCCAGCACUGCAUACCACUACUCUGACAUAUCCAGUACCCUACAACAAGACCCAGCUACAAGAGAGCAUGAAUGCAGGUAUUAAUGAAAUGUUGAGUGCAGAUGUAUCUAAAGAUAUGGACCGGUUUCAGAGUUUUAUCAACACAAUGGAUCUACUUAAAGUUAUUAUAACCCGGAAUGCUGAGGGUUUGCUCUCCAAAAAGGAUUUGAUGAAGAAACUGCAAGAUUACAACUUUGAUGCUAUUCUCACAGAUCCAUUUGAGACUGUUGGAGUUAUUGCUGUAGAAUAUCUCUCAGUUCCAGCCAUUUAUAUGCAAACAAGCCAUCCUUGUGGUGUCGACGCUCUCGCCAGUCAAUGUCCAGUUCCAGCCUCUUAUGUUCCACAACCUUUAACUCACUUUACUGACCGCAUGAAUCUUUGGCAAAGAAGUGUGAACCUGGUAAGGACUCUCCUGCAGCCCAUGGCUUGCGGACGUAUGUUUGCUCGUGCAGAUGAGAUUGCUUCACGUGUAUUGCAGAAAAAAACAUCGAUGGUGGAGAUCAUGAGCCGUGCAGCUCUCUGGUUUAUGCAUUUUGACUUUGCCUUUGAAUUACCACGUCCAUUGAUGCCAAACAUGAUCCUAAUUGGAGGAAUGGACAGCAAGAAAGCAGGACCUUUGUCACAAGUAAGUCUUUCUAAUAGCUGUCAUUUUACACUACUGCUAAUUUUGCCUUUAAUGUCUACUAGCAAAGUUUCUCUAAAUUUGGCCAUGGAAGCAGGCACGUGCACAGGUAGGGCUCAACCUGUGCAGAGCACAUGCCCUUUUUGCUGA
This is a messenger RNA of Rhinichthys klamathensis goyatoka, 1020 nucleotides long. Its product is annotated as UDP-glucuronosyltransferase 1A5-like. NCBI's taxonomy places the organism in Eukaryota, Metazoa, Chordata, Actinopteri, Cypriniformes, Leuciscidae. Gene Ontology annotation, molecular function: UDP-glycosyltransferase activity. Bases 10 to 1020 code for a protein of 336 amino acids. The record is from RefSeq and is a predicted model, not a curated record. The transcript has a single exon.